Molecule: messenger RNA, 2937 nt
Organism: Nicotiana tabacum (common tobacco)
Lineage: Eukaryota; Viridiplantae; Streptophyta; Magnoliopsida; Solanales; Solanaceae
Source: RefSeq, a predicted model, not a curated record
UUUCUGCGGUCGCCGAAUGCGUGGACUCCCAAUUCCCGUAACUUGUUACAAGCAUCCACUUCCAAGUUGAGCAUCCAUGGCCCCAAAAUCCAGCAGACCUCACUUGCUAAUUCAACGAAUUCAGAGAAGUUAGCCCUUUUCGAUUCACAUAUACCAUAAAGAGCAGUUUGGUCUUAAGAUCUGUUUCAGAAAGCUGAAAACAAACUGAGAUUUUGGGACCAUGGCAGUAAAAUUAAAAAUGGGACCCAAAUAACCAAAAAGGGGAAGAAGUGAAGUAGAAGAAGAGUAGCGGAAGUUGCCAUUGCCAUAUCCUCGAUCCCCACAGACCCCUUUUCUCAAAUCACAUAUAAGUACUAUUUUUAUAAUUCUGCAGAUUCAGAUUCAGGAAAAUAAAUAAAGAAAAUAAAUAAACAAACGAAUACAAAAGCAAACUCAAAGCGUCAUUCAGAUUCAGAUGGUAUGAUUUGAAGAACCAUUCAAUAGUUCUCUUUCUUCAAUCUUAGUUAUCUUGCGGUACCAAGCUUGUGAAAAAAAUGUAUCCCGAGCGAAGAAACAAAUGGCCAUAUGCAGAACAUCCAAACUCUGACAAGAAUGUCAGAAGACAUGAUAUUUAUGGGCAAAUAUCGCCCGAUAAAAAAGAGACAAUGUUACUACAACGCCGCACCAAAGAACUUGAGCGGCAAAAAUGGAAUAGUUCCAUAAAAUCGACAGUUGAUCCAGAUGAAAGAGUAAUGUAUCAAUGUCACCCUAUGAUUCGAAAAGAUAGUGCUCUUACCAUAACAGAGGCUUCGUCUGCUGACGAUGAAGUUGGCAGCAAGCAUGAUGUUAAUACUUCCUCAAGUUCUUUGGAUAAAGGAAAAAAUGUCGGUCAUGCGUCUUCUGUAUUUGAAAGAGGAUCAACAUCGCGUAUAUAUAAGGGACAACAUAAUGUCUUCCCUAUUGCCACACGCAAAGGAUAUAGAACGUGGACACGUCGCCAAAAACGUAACGUAAUCGGACGUGUUGUAACAUGUCACCCAACAGAAGGAGAGAGGUAUUAUCUCAGGUUAUUAUUGAUGAACGUGAGAGGACCUAAAUCAUAUGAAGAUCUUCGCACCGUUAACGAGGUACGUUGUAGUACAUUUAGAGAAUCAACAGAAAAAAGAGGAUUAUUAUAUUGUAACAACAGUUUAAUUGAAUGAAUGUCGGAGGCUGUAAACUAUCAAAUGUCGUAUAGCUUGAGACGUUUAUUUGCGACAUUGUUAGUAUAUUGCAAUCCUGCUAAUCCAAAAAUAUUAUGGGAAAUGUUUGAAGAUUCAAUGUCCGAAGACUUUAAACAUUUCUCUGAAUUUCAAGGAAAAACCAUUCGGCACAAGGUUUUAAGCCAUAUCAAUGAUAUUUUGUACUCUAUGGGACACGACAUAAAUGAGUAUAAGCUUAUUCCAGAGAAUAUUAGACCUUCUGAAAUUUCAAAGGAUGCAAAGGAUGUUCAUUUUGAAAGAAAUAUUAUUGUUAGUGAAAAAGACUUGAUCUUACCGAAGAGAUUGAAUGUUCAACAAUUACAUGCCUAUAAUACAAUAAUUAAUAGAGUAUUUUCUGGAAAACAAGGAGCUUUCUUCAUCGAUGGUCCUGGAGGAACAUGUAAAACUUUUUUGUACUGUGCAUUAUUGGCAACUGUCCGGUCCCAAGAAUUUAUAGCUUUAGCAACUGCAACUUCUGGUGUGGCAGCUUCUAUCCGUCCAGGAGGACGGUCUGCUCACUCCCGGUUCAAAAUGCUUAUUGAUAUAGAUGAUAAUUUUUGCUGCAACAUUAGUAAACAAAGUUCAGUCGCACGUUUAAUUAGCGAUGCAAAAUUAAUUGUAUGGGAUGAGGCAUCAAUGGCAAAAAAGAAUAUGAUUGAAGCUCUUGAUGCACUUCUGAGAGAUAUUAUGAAUGUCGAUACAAUGUUCGGUGGUAAAGUUAUUGUAUUUGGAGGUGACUUUAGACAAACUCUACCAGUUGUUCGAAAUGGGAAAAAAGAAGAUUUUAUUCACGAAAGCUUAUUGUAUUCUAAAAUUUGGAAUAAACUUGAAAAAUUGUACCUAUCUGAAAAUAUGCACGCAAGAACAGAUCCUUCUUUUUGUGAAUAUUUACUCCAAAUUGGAAAUGGAACAGAAACAACUAAUUGUGGAAAAAAAAUAGCGAUUCCUGAUUCCUUUAUUAUUCCUUUUACGACCGAAGAAGAAUCCUUAGAUGCAUUGUUUAGUGUAACAUAUCCUGAUUUGCAUGCAUUUUCUCCUGAUUCAUCUAUGAUAACAUCUCGUGUUAUUUUAACAACGAAGAAUGACUUUGUCAACGAACUACAUAAUAUGUUAAUCACUAAAUUCCCAGAAAUAUCUAAAACAUUUGUUGCAGUAGAUGAAACUAUUGAACCAAAUGAUCAAAGUCAGUUUGAAGAUUUUCUAAAUAGUUUAGAUCCUCCUGGUUUACUGCCUUAUAAGUUAACUUUAAAGGAAAAUUGUCCAGUUAUAUUAUUAUGAAAUCUGAAUCCUUGCGAAGGUUUAUGCAAUGGCACACGGUUGACAUGCUGUCACUUUAAAACACAUGUUAUAAGUGCUAAAAUUGAAAGUGGUGAUUUCAAAAAUACACAUGUAUUUAUUCUGAGAAUACGAUUGUUAACAUCACAAGAUGAAAAAAUACUUGUUCAAUUUAAGCGAACACAAUUUCCCCUACGACUGUGCUUUGCUAUGACCAUAAACAAAGCUCAAGGUCAAACAUUAGAUUUUGUUGGAAUUUACUUACGUGAACCUGUUUUUUCUCAUGGUCAACUUUACGUUGCUUUAUAAAGAGCCAAAAGUUCAAACUGUGUUAAAAUACUGAUUCGACCAUCAACAACAGACAAUAAUGAUGAUCAUUCAACAUAUAAUGUCGUUUACGACGAAAUUAUUCAGAAAGCUUUCUCGUAGGAAACCUAAUGAU